Messenger RNA from Telopea speciosissima, 656 nucleotides. RefSeq names its product agamous-like MADS-box protein AGL12. Gene Ontology annotation, biological process: positive regulation of transcription by RNA polymerase II. Bases 14 to 616 code for a protein of 200 amino acids. The record is from RefSeq and is a predicted model, not a curated record. Gene Ontology annotation, molecular function: DNA-binding transcription factor activity, RNA polymerase II-specific; protein dimerization activity; RNA polymerase II cis-regulatory region sequence-specific DNA binding. Gene Ontology annotation, cellular component: nucleus. Lineage: Eukaryota; Viridiplantae; Streptophyta; Magnoliopsida; Proteales; Proteaceae. The transcript has 7 exons.
ACGAACAUCAAUAAUGGCACGAGGCAAAGUUCAGUUGAAGCGGAUCGAGAAUCCGGUCCAUAGGCAGGUCACCUUCUGCAAACGCCGAGCUGGGUUUCUCAAGAAAGCUAAGGAGUUAUCUAUUUUGUGCGAUGCUGAGAUUGGUAUUAUGAUCUUCUCCACCCAUGGAAAGCUAUAUGAGCUCUCUACCAAAGGAAGCAUGGAACAGAUGAUUGAGAGGUACAUGAAAUCAACUCGAGCUGCUCAAAUUGGAGAAUCUGAAACAAAGUUUAAUCUGGAGUUACAAGAAGAAAUAAACAAUUUGAAGCAAGAGAUUCAGCAACUCCAGAAGGGCCUUGGGUAUAUAUAUGGCCGGAGAAAUGAAAAUAUGACAAUGGAUGAAUUACUUGCUUUAGAGAAACAUCUAGAGAUUUGGAUGUGUAAUAUUCGUACAGCAAAGAUGCAAAUAAUGUUUCAAGAGAUUCAAUUGUUGAAGAAUAAGGAGGGAAUACUGACUGCAGCAAAUGGAUAUCUUCAAGGAAAGAUAUUUGAGCAAACUGGGAUAGUUGAAAUGCCACCAGCUUUAACAGGACUUUCAUAUCCACUAACUAUUCAAAAUGAGGUAUUCCAGACUUAGAUGCUUAGGUAACCAUUGAUGACAACUACACUGGGAGAUU